AUGCCCGAAGAAGCCGAAGAAUCGAGUUCAGCUCGUAUGGCUUGGACCAAACGAUUGUCGAGAAGGCUCAAUAAACGCUCAUCGAGCUUGAUUGCUUCGUUGUUGGGCUCCAGAAGCGGUGCGACGUCGUCGAAAGCCAUCAACGACGUUGAUGAUGAUGACGAAGACGUCGAUGAUUCAGAAGCCGAUUUGUCGAAGGCUCGACGAGCUUCUGCCGCUCCAAACUUAACAGUGAAGGCAGUUAAAGAGCAUCGAAGACGUUCGGUUGAUCGAAUUCUAUUGAAGGAGCAUGUGAAAUCGCCUCAAACCGACAAACAACAGCAACAAAAGGACAAAAUUAUUGAAAAGGAACGAAAAUCGUCGUCCUCGACACAGCCAACAACAGCGAGAAAGCCGAGCUCAAGUGCACUGAAGCCGACAAACACACCGGUCUCAACUACAAAGCGUCCGUCGACAAGCAACACAAUGAAUGGAACAUCAGGAAGCAGCGGACAAAACGCGGGCGGCGUCUCAUCGUCAUCAUCGUCGUCGGCGGCCGCGAAUCAGCCACCGAACUCGGCCCGAUAUACGCACGCUCCAGCGACGAGCGUCAGCAGUCGAUCUCAUCAAUCGGGAAGGUGA
Molecule: messenger RNA, 621 nt
Organism: Caenorhabditis bovis
Lineage: Eukaryota; Metazoa; Nematoda; Chromadorea; Rhabditida; Rhabditidae
Source: the annotation of a GenBank genome assembly